This is a messenger RNA of Dictyostelium discoideum AX4, 873 nucleotides long. Its product is annotated as short-chain dehydrogenase/reductase family protein. The record is from RefSeq and is a predicted model, not a curated record. Lineage: Eukaryota; Evosea; Eumycetozoa; Dictyosteliales; Dictyosteliaceae. Bases 1 to 873 code for a protein of 290 amino acids. The transcript has 2 exons.
AUGUCACAAAAUGAUAAGAAAGUUUUUUAUAUUACUGGUGCAAGUAAAGGAUUUGGUUUAGAAUUAACCAAUCAAUUACUUGAGAGAGGAUUUAAUGUUGUGGCAACUUCAAGAAAUAAACAACAAUUAUCAAAUAGUGUGAAUAAUAAAUUUGUUACAAAUGAUAACUUUUUAGCAUUACAAGUUGAUCUCACAUCCAAUGAAUCAGUAAAGAAUUCAAUUGAUGAAACAAUCUCAAAAUUCACUCGUAUUGAUGUUAUCAUUAAUAAUGCAGGUUAUUCACAAUGUGGUACAAUUGAAGAAUUAACAGAUAAAGAAAUUAGAGAUAACUUUGAAUGUAAUGUUUUCGGUGUUAUCUCUGUAAUUCGUAAUGCACUUCCACAUUUACGUAUAAAUAAGUUUUUUGCAAAUGGGCCUAGAAUAAUUAACAUUUCAUCAAUUGCUGGAUUUACAGGAUCAUUUCCAGGAUUUAGUAUUUAUUCAUCAACUAAAUUCGCAUUGGAAGGUUUAACAGAAGGUUUGAAUGAAGAUUUGAAAGAGUUUGGUAUACAUGCAUCAACUGUAUUACCAGGUUAUUUUAGAACAUCAUUUUUAGAGAAAGGUUCAGUGGCAGUUCCAUCACAUCCAAUUAAAGAAUAUACAGCAGUUAGAAAAAUUCAAGAAAUUCAUGAAAAUCAAAUUAAUGGUAAUCAACAAGGUGAUCCUGUAAAAGGUUGUAAAGUUAUCAUUGAUCAUGCAUUAUCUGAAAAUCCAACAACUCAUCUUUUCUUAGGUCCAGACUCAAUGAAAUAUGCUCAAUCCAAAAUUGAAGCAAUUCAAAAUGAUAUCAAAUCAAAUUAUGAUGCAGCUUCUAAAACUGAUUUCACAAAUUAA